AUGCCACCGAUGCUUGAUAAUUGUGAUGCAGAAGCUCAGAGCGUUUCUGAAGAUGAAGAGUCCAGCUCCACACAGCUCCCAUCUGUAGGCUCUGCCCAACACGGAUCGGGCAGUUGCCAACCUUGUGCUUGGUUUUGGAAACCACAGGGCUGCUUGAAUGGUCCUGCGUGCUUGCGGUGCCACUUGUGCCCUGCCGGGGAGAUCAAAAGGCGUAAAGGUGAGCUGAAACAGAAGAAAGCACAAGCUGCUGAAGGCUCGGCCGAGCAGUCCACAGCUUCGCCGCGUGGAGCGACCGUGCCACCGCCGUCGCCGCCGUCAGCGGCUCCUUGCUUGAAGCUGACAGAAGAAGGCCUUCCACCAGCACCUUCUUGGACAGCAUCGGAUCCGGCUCUGCCUUCGGUUGGCUCUAGGCUUCACGGAAGCGGCCAGUGCAAGCCAUGUGCAUGGUUCUGGAAAGCAGAGGGUUGCAGAAACGAAUCUGCUUGUGGCCAUUGUCAUCUUUGCCCAAUGGGAGAAGCCAAAGCCCGAAAGCAAGCCAAGCUCGCAAUCAUCCGAGCCAAGGCGAGUCAGACGGGUCAGACAGAAAUUGGAAGCCUUACUCCUGAGGAGACCAAAAGAGAGCAAGUAUUCCAAGCAGCGCUAGGCACAUCGGAAGUACGACCAAUUGCAGUACUGGCACCACCCACCUUGCUCUUCAACAUGUGCGAGGUGACCCCUCACCUCGGUCAUCCCCAGGCGCAGCCAUUGCAGCCUGUGCCGCUCUUCCCACAGCAGCCUGUGCAACCCGCACAGGUGCACUCCAUCAACUCUAUCCCACAGAUCCACCCCAUCCAGCAAGUCCAGCAAAUCCAACAAGUUCGACCCGUUCAAGCAGUCCCGUCUGCACAGCACAGCCAGUCCUGCCACACAGCCUGGAAAUGGUGCCCCACAGGUCAAGUUUGCCAAGGCUGUGCCUACUGCUCCCAGGCGCCUCCACUGCAGCCAGGGCAGCCUGCGCAACCUCAGAGACCCGUGCUUUUAGGCAAUCCGCUGAGUGCCUUCCAAUCAGCACAAAGCGUUGGAAAGUUGUGCAGCAGAUGUGGCUCUGAGGGUUGCAAAUGCUUCCCAUACGAGGCAGGUGAGCGGCGACUGGUCCCCCAAGAAGUGUCCUUUCCAGGCAUCCUCCCCAGUGUGCCCCUGUAUCACCAGCCAGUUCACCCUCCGACGCAAGUGGUGCCCCCACCUUUGCCGUCGGUUGGUUCCGCCUUGCAUGCAGAUGGGAAAUGUUCGCCGUGCGCUUGGUUCUGGAAGCCACAGGGUUGUCGGCACGGAGCCAAUUGCGGACGGUGCCACCUUUGUCCUGCGGGCGAGAUCAAGCAGCGCAAAAAGAGUAAGGCCACGGCUAAGGAGGUUGUGAAGGACCCCCUGCCCGGAACGAACUCGCACAAUCUUCCGUUGAUUUUGGACUAG
This is a messenger RNA of Symbiodinium pilosum, 1449 nucleotides long. Lineage: Eukaryota; Dinophyceae; Suessiales; Symbiodiniaceae. The record is from the annotation of a GenBank genome assembly.